CAAUGCAUCCUCUCUUCUCCUCCCCAUCUAUGGCUUCUCCUCCCCUUCGUCUCCUUUCAUAUCUAACUUCUCUUCUCAUCUUCUCAUUCCUUCUCACUGCCACCACCUCCUCCUCUUCCAAUACCUCCUCCAGCUUCUCUCUAAACCCCAACAACCUCCACUCCAUUUGCCAGUCCACUCCAUACCCCAUCUCCUGUUUAGAAUCCCAGAAGCUCUCCAUUUCCAUCUCCAUCAACCCCUCCAUCCUCACCUUCGCCCUCCACUCCCUCCAGUCCGCCAUCUCCGCCGCCACUAAGCUCUCCUCCCUCCUCUCCUCCACCACUCCCGGCCCCAACCUCGUCGAGUCCCAGAAAGGCUCCCUCCAGGACUGCCGCGACCUCCACCAGAUCACCCUCUCCUCCCUCAAGAAGUCUGCUACCGCCCUCACCGCCAGUGGCGGCAACCUCGCCGACGUACGGGCGUACCUCAGCGCCGCCCUCACCAACAAGGCCACCUGCCUUGAGGGCCUCGCUGGCGCGCGGGGCUCGCUCAAGCCCUCCCUAGUCGCAUCCUGGGCUGCCUCCUACGAGCACGUGAGCAACUCCCUCUCCCUGGUCGCCAGUUCGGGAUCCCCGAGACCCGGGGGAAACCGCCGGCGGCUGCUCUCCUCCGGCGGCGGGGGGUUCCCUGCGUGGGUCUCUCAGAGGGACCGGAGGCUACUGCAGAGCGGCGACGAUGACGACGAUGGCGGCGACGGGGACGACGGCGGGGAUGACUCUCCGGCGGUGGUGACGGUGGCGGCGGAUGGGACGGGGAACUUCACUACGAUCGGGGAGGCGAUCGCGUUCGCGCCGAACAACAGCGCAGACCGCACGAUCGUGAUGGUGCGGGCGGGCGUGUACGAGGAGAACGUGGAGAUCCCUAGUUACAAGCCCAACAUCGUGUUGAUAGGGGAAGGCAGCGACGUGACGGUGAUCAGAGGGAGCAGGAGCGUUGGGGACGAGUGGACCACCUUUCGUUCCGCCACGGUUGCUGUUUCUGGGCAAGGCUUCUUGGCUCGUGACAUCGCCUUCCAAAAUAUCGCUGGGCCAGCAAAGGGGCAAGCCGUGGCCCUCCGAAUAAACGCAGACCAGGCUGCCAUCUAUCAUUGCAUCAUCGAUGGCUACCAGGAUGCGCUAUACGUCCACUCCUUCCGGCAGUUCUAUCGGGAAUGUGAUAUCUACGGCACCAUCGAUUUCAUAUUUGGUAAUGCCGCAGUAAUCUUCCAGGGAUGCAACAUCGUGGCUAAGAAGCCUUUGCCUUGGCAAUCCAAUGUUAUCACGGCCCAAUCCAGAGAUGAUCCUAACGAGGACACUGGCAUCUCUAUCCAGAAUUGCUCAAUCCUGGCAUCUGAUGAGCUCACAUCUAGCAAUGUUAGCACCAAGACCUACUUGGGGAGGCCUUGGAGGCUCCAUUCCAGGGCAGUGUACAUCGAGUCGUACCUUGACGGGCUUGUGGAUCCAGCAGGGUGGACGGAGUGGUCGGGAGAUCACCAGGGGCUGGAUACCUUGUACUACGGGGAGUAUAUGAAUAGUGGGCCAGGAUCUGGGACCGAAGGUCGGGUCACAUGGCCAGGAUACCAUGUGAUGGAUUACGAUGACGCCUCUAACUUCACAGUGUCGGAGUUCAUCUACGGUGACGAGUGGUUGGAUUCAACCUCAUUUCCAUAUGACGAUGGGAUUUGAUUAUUUGCCUCAUUCUUGUUCCUUUAAGAUGUAGAUAGCAUUGUUCUUUUUUGUGCGUUGAAUGUAUGGGGACAUGCAUACGUCUGUGUGCUCAAAUUUACGUGCUUGUGAGCAAGUGUGCAUGUAUCGAGUGUGCGUGCUUGAAACUCGCACUUUCUAGACUGCAGUCGCCUCCACCGAGCACCCACAGGGCUAUGUGGGAUGGAGCUUAUACGAGUACAUGAUAGCAUAAUUUAUUCUAAAUGGGUCCGGUACAGUUUCUUUU
Elaeis guineensis (African oil palm) is the source of this 1968-nucleotide messenger RNA. RefSeq names its product probable pectinesterase/pectinesterase inhibitor 12. Gene Ontology annotation, biological process: cell wall modification. The record is from RefSeq and is a predicted model, not a curated record. Lineage: Eukaryota; Viridiplantae; Streptophyta; Magnoliopsida; Arecales; Arecaceae. Gene Ontology annotation, molecular function: enzyme inhibitor activity; pectinesterase activity.